AUGACUGCCUAUCUCCCUCGACAGCACAGCUGCUGCAGGGGGUCCGAUGGGAUUGAGUCUGCCAGAGGUAUGCCUAUGCUACCCAGGGAUAGCCACUGUGCGUGUGGUUGGCAGCAGAGCUCUCAGGGGUGCUGUCAUAAUCUUCAGGCAUUGCCAGCUUCUGCUUUGGGACCCCGAGGUCCAACUCUGAGCCAACCCAAGAAGACUAAGAGUAGUGCUGCGUGGGACAGAGGGCAGAAAAGUCCCCCCAAAACCUUAAAGGCAAAGGCGGCCACAGGGGAAUGUUGGUCGGACUGCACCUACCCCCACAGGUGGUACCAUCCAGGACAGGCCAGCCCUGCUCCUAUAAUCGUCAACACAGAUACAUUGGAUACUAUUCCCUACGUCAAUGGAACGGAAAUUGAAUAUGAAUUUGAAGAAAUUACAUUGGAAAGGGGUAAUUCUGGCCUGGGUUUCAGCAUUGCCGGAGGAACGGAUAACCCACACAUUGGGGACGAUCCGGGAAUAUUUAUUACCAAGAUUAUACCAGGAGGAGCAGCAGCAGAGGAUGGAAGACUCAGGGUCAAUGACUGCAUCUUGCGGGUGAACGAGGUUGACGUGUCCGAGGUUUCGCACAGCAAAGCGGUCGAGGCACUAAAAGAAGCUGGUUCUAUAGUGCGGCUGUAUGUCCGUCGAAGGCGACCUAUUCUGGAGACUGUUGUUGAAAUCAAACUGUUCAAAGGGCCCAAAGGUCUGGGAUUCAGCAUUGCAGGAGGUGUGGGGAAUCAGCACAUCCCUGGAGACAACAGCAUUUACGUUACAAAAAUUAUCGACGGAGGGGCAGCGCAGAAGGACGGGAGGUUACAAGUCGGAGACCGGCUUCUUAUGGUAAAUAAUUACAGUUUAGAAGAAGUAACGCACGAAGAAGCUGUAGCAAUAUUGAAGAACACCUCCGAUGUAGUGUAUUUAAAAGUUGGAAAGCCCACCACCAUUUACAUGACUGAUCCUUAUGGCCCGCCAGAUAUUACCCAUCCUUAUUCCCCACCAAUGGAAAAUCAUAUAUUGUCUUCAGGCAACAAUGGCACUUUAGAAUACAAGGCAUCUUUGGCUCCUAUCUCUCCCGGAAGAUAUUCGCCUAUCCCAAAGCACAUGCUAGUGGAGGAUGACUAUACCAGGCCUCCUGAACCUGUUUACAGCACUGUGAACAAAUUCUGUGAUAAGCCACCUUCUCCUAGGCACUAUUCCCCUGUCGAGUGUGACAAAAGCUUCCUCCUUUCAGCUCCCUAUCCCCACUACCACAUAGGCCUGCUCCCUGACUCUGAGAUCAUCAGUCAUUCCCAACACAGCACAGUCACCCGGCCACCUACAGUGAGCAUACAACGGAGCAUUUCUAUAGAAGGGGAACCUCGAAAAGUUGUCCUACACAAGGGCUCAACGGGACUUGGGUUUAACAUUGUAGGAGGAGAAGACGGCGAAGGCAUUUUUGUAUCCUUCAUCCUAGCAGGUGGACCAGCUGACCUCAGUGGAGAGCUACAGCGAGGAGAUCAGAUUUUAUCUGUGAAUGGAAUUGAUCUUCGUGGUGCUACUCAUGAACAAGCUGCUGCAGCACUCAAAGGUGCAGGCCAGACGGUCACCAUCAUAGCACAAUACCAGCCAGAAGAGUACGCUCGAUUCGAGGCCAAAAUCCAUGACCUGCGUGAACAGAUGAUGAACCACAGCAUGAGUUCUGGGUCAGGCUCCCUGCGAACCAAUCAGAAGCGUUCCCUUUAUGUCAGAGCCAUGUUUGACUAUGACAAAAGCAAAGACAGCGGCCUCCCGAGUCAAGGUCUCAGCUUCAAAUAUGGAGACAUCCUCCAUGUGAUCAACGCCUCCGAUGAUGAAUGGUGGCAGGCCAGAAGGGUCAUGUUGGAGGGGGACAGCGAAGAGAUGGGUGUCAUUCCCAGCAAAAGGAGGGUUGAAAGGAAAGAGCGAGCACGCUUAAAGACAGUGAAGUUUAACGCAAAACCCGGCGUAAUCGAUGCAAAAGGGUCAUUCAAUGACAAGCGUAAAAAGAACUUCAUCUUUUCACGAAAAUUUCCAUUCUACAAGAACAAGGAGCAGAGUGGGCAGGAAACGAGUGACCCGGAACAACAUGUUUCCUCUAUUGCCAGCGAUAGCGAAAGUAGCUACAGAGGACAAGAGGACUGCAUUCUCUCCUACGAACCAGUCACAAGGCAGGAAAUUAAUUAUACCAGACCAGUGAUCAUCCUUGGUCCAAUGAAAGAUCGGAUCAACGAUGACUUAAUAUCUGAAUUUCCUGACAAAUUUGGUUCCUGUGUACCACAUACAACUCGACCAAAGCGUGAUUAUGAAGUGGAUGGGAGAGAUUACCAUUUCGUCAUGUCUCGAGAACAAAUGGAAAAAGACAUCCAAGAGCACAAGUUCAUAGAGGCCGGGCAGUAUAAUGACAAUCUCUAUGGAACCAGCGUGCAGUCUGUGAGAUUUGUGGCAGAAAGGCAGGGCAAGCACUGUAUACUUGACGUAUCGGGAAAUGCCAUUAAGCGACUACAAGCUGCGCAACUCUACCCCAUUGCUAUCUUCAUUAAGCCAAAAUCGUGGGAGCCACUGAUGGAAAUGAAUAAACGCCUCACGGAGGAGCAAGCCAAGAAAACGUACGACCGAGCAAUGAAGUUAGAACAAGAAUUUGGAGAAUAUUUUACAGCUAUUGUCCAAGGAGAAACCUUAGAAGAUAUAUAUAACCAAUGCAAACUUGUAAUUGAAGAACAAUCUGGGCCUUUCAUCUGGAUUCCCUCCAAGGAGAAGCUAUAAAGCUGUCACUUCACCUCUAAUCACGAUGGAAGAGUAUUUAGAAGAAAACCUUAAUCCUAUACUAUUUGGAAGCUUUUUCUGGGGUGGGAUUUUAUUUUUUAAAAAAUUGGGUUGCUUUUACGUUUCUUGCAGUCAAUGUGAAUUUUUUCUGAAUGUACAACACAAAGUGUUCGAAGCCAUGAAGGACAUUGGUUUGUUCAUAAAGAGUAGAGAAAAAAGGAGAAAAAAAAUAACCUUUAAAAAAAUACUUUUGCCAUAUAAAACAAAACUCUUGCCGUGUGCUCACCACACCCCUUGUUGGGAUAGACGUUCUACGGGGAUGCUUGCGGUGUAAGAGAGCUGGCAAUCGGCUCUGCCUACAUCCCAGUCCGUAUUCUUGGCUAAGCUCGGUAAACUUGUCGAUUGCUUUAAGAAGAAAUCCCCAGGUCUCGGACCUCGACCCUGCAAGGAACAUCGCCGUGGCUCCAGUCCGCAACCCUGGAGCGUGAAGCUGAUGUCAAGGCAGCUUGUCUUUUAACUGCGGUUCACUGGAUGAGAAGAGGAGCACCUUGCAGGAUAGCGUCCAACAAAAACUGAUCCAUCUUCCACCAAACUCUGCAAAAACCUUGAAUGGUUUUCUGGAUGUUGGAUCAAGGUCUGAGUUUGGUCAUAGCACACCCACCUUGAGUUUCAUAUAUCUAUGCACAUCUUUCUUUUUUCCUAUAACCAACCUGGAGCAUCCCUCCCCCCUUCAGACCUACCAUUUCAUCUGGUUCCUAAUGUCAAAAAGGGUCAUCCAAUGGGAUUCGGUGGGGAGGGAAACAUUUCACGUUGAAACAUGCUCAGACGCAAGCCCGAGAGUUUGCAGUGCUUAAACUUGACCAAGAGGGAUACAGUUGGGAAAAGCUUUACCUUUUUUGUUGAUUGUCUAUAUUAUCAUUUAUAUAAAGCUAGAAGGCACUUAAAGAUGGGAUAAUUUAUUAAAGAAUCUAUAUUGAUGUAUAGGCGCUAAUUUCUAUAGGGGGACAAACUAUUUUGUGAGAGAUUUUGUAAAGAUUAAGAAGGUGAACUAUUUUUCAUCCUUGGCUGGCUGUAAAAUGUAAAGGAGGACUUUCAAGUUGCACUAUCCCAUAAUAUUCCCCAUUAGAGUUCCCUACAAUCUUAUGUUCUAAGUUCUAGACUUUUUCUUCUUUUACCAUACUUUCCUUUUUCAUUUGAGUUAUGAUAAAAUUCCUAUAGGAAGAAGCCUUUUUUUAAAAAAAAAUCACCUAAAAUAAAAGGAAUCUUUUAAUUGAAAAGGACAGUAGAAAGGGGACAGGUUAGACAUAAAAUGACAAUGGCUUGAAUGCACUUUCUGGGGUUUGGGGUUGUUUUUUCCCCAUUAAUUUCAUUGAACAAAAAGGCACCAUAAAGCUGUCUUUGAGUCUCUUUCCUAGUUCUUAAAAAAAACAGCUGCAAAGAUACCCUGUCCCUUGCAAGCCACUGAUAGCCUUCUUGUUUCUCAUUCUAGACCAGCAGUGUGGGUUCCAUUAAAAAUUGGUGAGUGAAUUUGGGGGGGUCAGUCUAUGUAUGUUUGUUUCAGGAUACAUUGAAGGUCAAGGGUUAGGUUGGGUUGGGUUUUUUUGAGAAAGAAUCAGUUGUCAGGCCAGUGAGAAGUUCUCCCAGUUUGCACGACUCCAGCUUUUUCACAGCCAGGGCUCAUUUUGAGGGGGAACGUGCAGGAACGCAGUCCUGGCAGUUCCCCAAAGAAGUCACGUGUCAGGUGGCCACACCCACCUCUCGGCCAUUUUGGGUUCAUUUCAGCCUGGAUUGGGGCUGAAACGGCCCGGAUCGGGCCUCUGAUGGGUGGUGGAUCACUCUCCCCGCUCAACAGUGGCCCGAUCCUGACCAUUUUGGGCCCCUUUUUGGUCAUUUUCAGCCCCUUUUUGCCAGUUUGGGCUCAUUUUCGGCCCUGAAUGGCCAGGAUUGGGUCCAAAGCACCCAGGAUAGGUGAUGCCAGGGGGUGUGGCAUAUGCAAAUCAGUUAUGCUAAUGAACCACAUCUGGUGAUGGCAAGGGGCAUGGCAUAUGCUAAUGAGCUAUGCUAAUGAGUUCCUCCAGCUCUUUUUCUAUGAAAUGACCCCUGUUCACAGCUCUUCUUUGUCUGACCAGAAAGUUAAUGUGGCUUCCAUUUAUAAGUAUGUUUUAAGAAGAAAUGUCUCUUUACCCCUUUCAAACUAUCAGAAAAUUCCUAAUUUUAAAAAGGCUGUCUCCUACGAUUUGAAGUCAAUGAUUGUGGUUGUGGCUGGGAUGGGAAAAUGGCGAUUUGUGAAAGAGGCAAUGCAGUGCUAAGCAGAGUUACAGCAUUGCAAAUCCAUUAAAGUCCAUUUUGCUUAGAAUUUGCCUUAAUCGAAAUCUGGAGGAGAAGUAACGUAUUCUGAUAUCACUAUCAGUUUGGUGUAGUAGUUAAGAGCGGCCGGUUUCUAAUCUAGAGAACCGGGUUUGAUUCCCCACUCCUCCACUUGAAGCCAGCAGGGUGACCUUGGGCUAGUCACAGCUCUCUCAGAGCUCUCUUAGUCCCACCCACCUCACAAGGUGAUUGCCAUGAGGAUAAUAAUAACAUACUUUGUAAACCGCUCUGAGUGGGCAUUAAGUUGCCCUGAAGGACGGUAUAUAAAUUGAAUGUUGUUGCUGCUGCAGAUCUCUUUGUACACCCCAGAUUUCCACAUUUCUUUCAAGAGGAGCUCUGAGAAUGCCAAUUUCCUGGCGAAUGAACUCCAUAUUGCAACACUGGUUUGGCAUUACUGGAUCAGGACUGAAAUCUCUUACUUGGCCAAUUAGAAAUAGCUGCAACCUUGAUGAGGACAAUAUCAGGUAUGACAGGGGAAACCGUGCUGAGAAUUGAUUGGGUUAAUCUUUUAUGUAGCACUUUCAGUACACCAAGUGCUUUACGACUUUUCUCUAACUUGUCCUCACAACACCCCUGUGGGUGGGUUGUUUAUUACCCCCAUUUUACAGAUGGGAGCGGGGAAUACUGAGUCCAAGGCUGGCUCCAG
Eublepharis macularius is the source of this 5800-nucleotide messenger RNA. RefSeq names its product discs large MAGUK scaffold protein 2 (gene DLG2). Gene Ontology annotation, molecular function: kinase binding. Gene Ontology annotation, biological process: chemical synaptic transmission. The record is from RefSeq and is a predicted model, not a curated record. NCBI's taxonomy places the organism in Eukaryota, Metazoa, Chordata, Lepidosauria, Squamata, Eublepharidae. The transcript has 23 exons. Bases 1 to 2787 code for a protein of 928 amino acids. Gene Ontology annotation, cellular component: postsynaptic density membrane; neuron projection; neuromuscular junction.